GAGGUCAAAGUCGGCAAGUUGUGCGUACCAGCGCGACACACACGGACUAAAACAGGCGCUAUUUUGGAAGUGCGCUAUGACUUGAGUCCUGAGGCUUUCUCGUUGUGGUUGGGGUUCGUGAAGGAGGUGUUAGCAGACCGGCUAAGUUUGGGAAGUGGGGAAGAGAAUAGGGGCGCAGAACGGCUGAGCCGAGAGCUUGUUACACACCUAUGCGCCUAAUAGCAGAUGAGUGAUGGAGGCAAGAGAGUUGUACGUGGUAGCUGGAAGCUUUAUUGGUUUCCAGCUGUUUUUCUCCAGCGUCAGCCCAUUGGUGUCGUCUACUCUGACACAGGGCUAUGCCAAACUCCCACCGCACAAACUCAACGAGUGGAACUCAAGGCUUGUGUCCACAGUUCAUGCCUUAAUUGUUGGACUUUUUUGCCUCUACAUUCUGUGGUUUGAUGAUGCUGUCAACGAAGAUCCCGUUUGGGGGGAUCCCAAUUUGGUAAAGCUUAAUGUCGCCAUAACCUGUGGCUACCUGCUUUAUGACCUUUUGCUGCUAGCUUGUAACUGGAGCACUAUGGGAGACAGCUUUUUUGUGUGUCACCACUUGGCGGCGCUCUACGCAUAUGGAUAUGUGCUGACACGUGGGGUGCUUCCAUAUUUUGCUAACUUCCGUCUCAUCUCGGAAUUAUCAACACCUUUUGUGAACCAAAGGUGGUUCUUCGAGAUGCUGGCCUACCCUCGGUCUCACCGACUAGUGGUGACCAACGGUGUGGCCAUGGCCAUUGUAUUUUUUUUGGUGCGUAUCGCUGUGAUGCCGCCAUACUGGGCUAGAGUAUUUGGCACCUUUGGGACGCCGGCCUUUGAGAGGCUUGGCUUGGGUGCUCAGGUGGCCUGGAUCGUCUCCUGUGUGUGCCUGGAUGUGCUCAAUGUGGUGUGGAUGUAUAAAAUUGCCCGUGGCUGCUACAGGGUAAUCACAGGGAAAAGUGGCAAGAAGCAAGGUGUGAAGUCCACCUCCAAUGAGUCCAACAACCACAAUGUCAACAACCACACGGAUUAAAGACGGAAGGAGAAAGAAAGGGUAUGGAGGGUUUGCAUGGUGUUCUGGAGCGCGGAUUUAGAUUGCAGUAUUCUCAGCUGUACUGGGACAGUAUUAACUGCCUGAAAAAUGGAAUCAAAGGAAACUGUUUUUGUUUGAUAGAAAGUGAGGGUAAAGUCUAUUUUGUCCAUGUUUUGGUUACUCUGAACAUCUGCCUGGGUUGGUGAGCAUCAAGUGGCAUAAAAAACAUUCACAAGCAUACAGGAUCCUGCUUUAGCCACAAGUGCCUAAUGACCCACGGAUAAACAAGUGUACAUUUGCACGUGAUGAGCUUUUAAUUAUAGACAAUGAAAAUGGAUGUAUUACAGCUACCUGGUCAGGCUUCUUCGUUGAAUGUUAAACCAGCUUCUGUCAGAUGACCGCGAGAGGUCUUCCUUUUUACCUGGACACACCACUGUGCCUCCUAGCCACAGGUGUUCAUUUCUUCUCUUCAAACCGUCCACAGCAGUUGAAAUUAAGAGUAUUCUUUUUAUCUGAUUUUGAAUUCUCGUUCAUGUAUGUCUCCCUGUCUUCCUGUUGUUACAAAGCACAAGAAUUCUUUUAACUUUACAUUACAGCCACCUCUGUAUUCACUGAUCCAUCAGUAAAAGCUCAUUUCUACCUCUUGUCUUUAACAUCAAGACCCUAAUCAUUUUGGCAGUUCCUGUCAAGACGUGAAAUCGCUUAAAUACAGCAGGAUCUUCAUUAUGUUGCCCAAACCUUCUUAAACCUGCUUUUUGUCCUCACAUUUUAUAAGUGUACAUCUUUACAUCCUCACAUCAUUCUCUGUGUCUUUGCUUAUUAGGAGGAAAGAAACUAAACAAAGGUUGUGCAUGUGCCUUCUUUAAUACAACAGGUACAUCAUGGAUGUCUCCUUCAGGCAUGUUAGGAUCAUGCUUAUAUAUAGCAUGUACUCUGUGUGUAAGUGGUAUUAUUUAAGGUGGUAUUACUUCAGCAUUUUUCGAGCUCGAUCUUCAGCCCAGUCCUGUGAAAUGUUUCAGUCUGUCUCAAAAACAUUGAGGGCUAGAAAUACUAAGCCACAGUUUAUGGUCUUCAAUCAUAAUACACACUUCCUUCUCAAACAUUUCUAAUGAAGGGGUAAAUCAUGUGAAAAAUUAAAAGUAUUCACUCAACAGAGUGCCAAUAUUGGAAGUGUGUCUUUGCAAAUUAGUGGCAGGUUUAUUUACAUGUAACUUCUUUUGCUUCCCAAAUUUUAUAGGACAAAAUGUUCUGCUUUUAAAAUAGCAGUUUACAGAACUUUAUCCCAGAAUGCUUGUGUUUCAUUAAGGUUUUCUGAUAAAUGUGAACAUUUAGGUUUGUCUUGGUUUCUUUUGCCUUGCAGCUCUUCCAUAGAUACUUUUUUUGCUCAGUUUUCUUGAAAUGAUGAAAUUAUAAAUGCUGACCUUAUCUAAGUUGUUCAAUCAUUGCUGAGAUCAUCAGUGACUUUCUGGAGAGAUUUCAGUUGAAUAUCCACUGUGGUUUGCUGGAGUCUCAGGCAUUGAAAUGGCUUUGUAACUGAUAUAUUACACUAGUGUUCCUACUCCUCUCACCCAGAGUUUCUUUUGAUUGCGGCGUAUUGUUCGGCUUGGGAUAUUUUAGCUGACUUAACACUGCAGGAAAAAGUUCCAUUGUUAUGGUCUUUAAUUAAACAUGUGAACGUGAAUGAAAUUAGAAAAGGACAAAUACUUUUCUGGCACUGUAUCUCCUCUCUGAAAGAACUCUUGUGUUUGGAUGGCAAUGAUUUAUUGUGUAACAUGUGUUAUGACUGUUGUCUUACAUGCAUUAGUAUUUUGAAUAUAUGGCACAAUUUUGAAUUAUUUACAGUUAUGUUUAUUUAUUUGGAUUAAUAUCAUUACUGAACUGGCAGCAAUACAACUGCUCAAAUAUCAUUAAACUACUGCAUGAUAUUGAGGUAUAUUUGAAUACAAUUUACGCCUUUAUACACAAUCAUUAUAAUAGCCCUAUCAGUCUGUGAUCCCCUGGUUGAUUUAAAUAUGGGCAAUUCAUGAUUACAACAAUGAAAAAUAAAUGCCUUUAUAUAAUAUAACAAUAAAUAUUGUAUUCAUUUGGAGUAUGGGGAUAUAUUCCUAAUAAAAUUGCUGCUAAUUUUGUCCCACUGUUUAAUGCAGUGCUAUUUCAUGCUUAGUGUUAAAAUAUACUUAAAUUGAAAUCAGUAUUUUAGUCUCUGUGAAGGUUUUAAUUUUAAAGCUGUGUAUGGGCUUUCAUUUCUAAUUUUUAUUAACCGGCCAGGGUCACGGCAGGUCUGGUUUGACUGGGAAAAACAGGAAGCAGGUCAGGAACACCCUGGACAGGGUGUCGAUUUAUUGCAGGGUUUCGUCCCCAAUUGACACAGGCAAUCAUGUCUGUGUAGAUGCCCGGGCCAAUAGUACCUCUUUGAACCCGGAUCUCAGCGGUAGUGAGCUAGCAGAUAGUUCAUUGCCUUACACUUACUCAGCCUCUGACGGGCACUCGCUCAGACCUUUACAUUUUAAAGCUGUGACUGUGAUGAAAACAUUAUAAAUAAUUCUCGGGUUUUGUGUAGGUACUGUUCACUUAUAACUAGUGAUGCUGUUUGAAAUGAGCUUUGGUUGAUUGUUCAUUAAGUGUUUAAGCAUUUACAGAACAACAUUUAAAAAUUGCUGCACGUAGGCCUGUCAUGAUUGUGAACCUUUAGCUGAUUGUCAUACACAUAAUAUUAUAAGUCUGCUAUUAAUGUAAUAUACAUCAUAUCAAAAGCAUCCUGUUAUUGAUAUUAUACGUGUACGGUAAAGCCAAUAGUCAAUUUCUUUUCCCCUAACAUUAAAAUACAUUUGAAUUAAACUUAAAUUUGAGUUAUAUGUUUAAAGUAUUAUCGUGUUCAUCAUGCUGCAAUAAAUAUACAAAAUGGCCCAUAUAAUGUUUUUACUUUUCCAUUAGUGUUUAUUUAUUUGCAGUUCUUGAUCAUACAGAUCUUGUUUUAUAUUUGCCACUUUUUAAAAAGUUUUUCUAAUUAAAUUUGACCACUCUACUGGACUGUAGAUGACUGAAAAAAUGUGAUGUUGGAGAAGUUGCACAUUUGCUAUUUCUCUGUUGUAAAGUGACAAAGUGUUAAAGUCUUAUGUACUUUUAGUCAGCAUGUCUGUCCUUGCCCUAAUCUAUACCCUGCCACAAUUUGAUCCACAAUCAUUAUAGAGGAUUUUGGCUAUAUUACCUACACUGAUUCUGGGAAACCCAACUUAUGCGAUAUGGUUGUAAUUGUGACAGGCCUAUUUAUGUGCUGCUAUCAUUUUGUGCUGUUUUUUUUUUUACCUUCAUUCAGACACUGUUUACUGAGGUUUUGGGUGGAUUUGUGUUUGUCCACUUUUGGUUGAAGAUCACAAGUCACCGCUGGGGGUUUUCUAACUUUCUGUCCAGUUAUAGAUAGACAAUGCAUCAAUGCAAUGAAACCUCAUACAGUGUUUGGAUUGUAAUAUUUCAUGUCUUAUUGCACUGAGAGUGAAGUUUGGUUUGUGACAGAUUAUCAAUGAACAAAUACAGUAAACAAAUCUUUCUCUGACUAUCACCUGUAGGGUUUAUAUUGCUCUAACAUUAACAUAUCAGCUACUUCAUGACAAGAAUGGUACAACUGGAAUUCAGUAGGUGCACAUUUUGCACAGGGCAUUAGCAUCUCUAAUAUUUAAACAAUAGGUUUUUGAAAUAAAAAAGUGUCUGAUCCUUGAUUUUCUCUGGACUUUUUUAAAAGAAUGGUAUUUAAAUGCUGUCUUGCUGCAUGUAUAGAAUAGAAUAUACAAUUGAAUCAAUAUUAAUUUGUUGUAAUGAUUUUUAUUUGAUGCAAUCCUUUGUUGGGUCACAUUUUAUACAGAAAAUUCGAUUCUGAAAUGUCACUAGAAAGUAAAUUGAUGGAAAAUUGGUCAGAUGAAUUAAUGCCUGCAAUAAUAUGAACAUUUUAAUUAGAGAGUCAGAAUGGAAUGAUUAAUAUUAAUGUAGUUUGCUUUAUCAUAUUUUUUAUUGUCUUUUAAUGCAAUGCCAUGUAGAAUGUCCUAUUUGUUUUAGUGUAGAUAUUGGACAUAAAUAUGUACACUACAGUGGACACUGCAAGCCUUUGUUUUCAUACCCAUGUAGCAUGACAACAUAGCAGUGGUUGUGUAUUACUUGAAAGUGUAGCUCUUUAAUAAAUUUGAGAGCACUGGA
Molecule: messenger RNA, 5230 nt
Organism: Trichomycterus rosablanca
Lineage: Eukaryota; Metazoa; Chordata; Actinopteri; Siluriformes; Trichomycteridae
Gene: tlcd4b
Product: TLC domain containing 4b
Exons: 7
Coding region: 233-1042 (269 amino acids)
Biological process (GO): lipid homeostasis
Cellular component (GO): endoplasmic reticulum; membrane
Source: RefSeq, a predicted model, not a curated record